Molecule: messenger RNA, 1648 nt
Organism: Durio zibethinus
Lineage: Eukaryota; Viridiplantae; Streptophyta; Magnoliopsida; Malvales; Malvaceae
Biological process (GO): regulation of DNA-templated transcription
Molecular function (GO): protein dimerization activity; DNA-binding transcription factor activity
Source: RefSeq, a predicted model, not a curated record
GCCUCUCGAGCCAGCUAACACCAACUGUAUUUGUUAAAGUAGCCCCAACAUCCGUGAAAUUUAGUACUGAAACCAGCAGCAGGAUUACAACUUCCUUUUGGGCCAUACAAAGUUCCCAUCCAAAUUCCCCGGCUUACACCCCUCUAUCAUUCUUGCAAUUUUAAGCCUAAAUUUUUACAGCAGUGAAUUAUCAACCACAUUCACAAACGCAGGAGACAAACAGUCGACAAUGAAAGCAGAAGGUACCUGACGCCCGCGUGAGUGUCAGUUACAUUGAAUAUUAUUAUAUUACCAUUUAUAAAAGGCAGCACAAUCAUCCUUGAAUCCGGUGUCGCCGCCCUCGCUCAUUCCCAUCCAAUAACCAACCCCCACGGUCCCCUCUUCUCAUAACGUCCCUAUCCGCGUCAGCCUCCCUGAAAAAGAUGUAAACAGACUUGUAUUCUACUAUUCUUUUAAUCUCCAUUGCUUUACCCUCCGGCCUCCGGCUCUGCAACAGUUUUUCACAGGCAGGCAAAAACCAUCAUGAAAAUGAAGAGAGAUGAUUUUUGUUCGAGUUUCGGCUCUAUUACUACUCAUCCUCAUGCUUAUCCUUACUUCACCACCGAGUUUAAUCCCCAAACUCUCCUCCUUCUACCCUCUGAUCCUCGUUGCUUCAACUUGUUCUUCACGCAAGACUUCCCUUCUGAUCUUCCCCUCCAACCUCAAGUCCCUCCUCUCGACUUCUCCCUUUACUCCUCCUCCAUCCUUCCUCACUCCACUUUCUUCCUUAACUUCUUUUCCAAACCCUUCCACUCCCUCCAACAGCCCCACCACCAACCCCCACUACUCCGUCACUCUUCCCCCUCCUCAUCAUCUCGGCUUCUCAAAUGUACUCGUCUCCACUUAAACAUUUCCCAAUCUGACAACAACCCCCAAACCCUCGACUCCAUUGUCCAAAGCUUCAACUCUCCUCCACCCAUCAUCCCACACAGCGGCCUAGCUCGAAAGCGGAGGCAAAAGCUAAGCGAGAAGACCCGUUGUCUUCAAAAGCUCAUGCCAUGGGACAAGAAGAUGGACACUGGCACCAUGCUCCAAGAGGCUUAUAAAUAUAUCCGGUUCUUACAAGCUCAAAUCUCCAUUCUCCAAUCAAUGCCAAUCACUUCGAGCUUUGUGUCUGGUGAACAUAUUAAUGCCCCUUUUGCAUUUGAUUAUAACGGGUUGGAAAGGUUGAAUAGGCAGCAGCUUUUGCAGGUGUUAGUUAACUCUCCAGGGGCGCAAACCAGGCUUUAUUCAAAUGAUUUUUGCGUUUUUUCCUAUGAGCAGUUAGUUUCGCUUAAGAAGGCUAAGGAGGAGAGGAAAACGGUGCUUCAACACUUUCUCUUUGGUAAUUAACUCAUAAAAAAUGGGGGCAUCAUAUGUUUUUACUACAAUGUUUUACGGAUUUUGUUGUUUUGUUGCUAGAUUUUCAAUCUUUAGAGUUAGAUGUGCCUGGAUUUUAGUUUUUACAGUACAGGGCUUAAACCAAUACAAUGCAAUGAAAUGAAUAUUUGUUUCGAAAAGAAUAGGGGAUUUUACAUGAUACAUCAUUUGAGUUCUGGUGAUGGUUUAUAGGAAUUUUAUUUGUUUUUCAAUUUUAACUUUUUUCUAUCUGUCUAAUUUGAAGUGAAUG